Penicillium coprophilum is the source of this 3354-nucleotide messenger RNA. RefSeq names its product putative sister chromatid cohesion factor (Chl12). The transcript has 6 exons. The record is from RefSeq and is a predicted model, not a curated record. The coding region runs from base 1 to 3354 and encodes 1117 amino acids. Gene Ontology annotation, molecular function: ATP binding; DNA binding; ATP hydrolysis activity. NCBI's taxonomy places the organism in Eukaryota, Fungi, Ascomycota, Eurotiomycetes, Eurotiales, Aspergillaceae. Gene Ontology annotation, cellular component: nucleus.
AUGCUUCCCUCCUCGCCAUCAUUCUUAUCCUCGUUUGAUCCUGCAAUUCAUCUCCACUCCGAGGGUCCUGACAACCCAAACCCGCCGUCCGAAUCAUUCUCCGACGAUCUCGAGGCAAUAUACUUGCACCGCUGCGACCAAACCCGCAAUCGAGUCGUGAUUCAACAUCGAGCGUGGGAUCUAUCUGAUGUGUUCCGCAGUGAAGACGAUAUAAGACCUGACACACCAACGAAGAACGUUACGACCCCAAGAUCAUUUUCUCGCACUCCUACUCAAAAUCUCUCUUUCAUGCCGUCGUCACCGCCCGUACCGAGAAUGCCGUUCAUAGCGUCCCCGGGCGCGCUUGCACCUACGUCUGGCAAUGCGACCAACGAUUCGCAGAAGAGAAAAGUCACAAAUGCGGAGGGAGACGUGGAGCCGACGGAGCCAAAACGCCAGCGCAUGGUUGGAGGCUUCGUGGAUGAUGACGAUGACGAAGAAGAAGACCUCUCUGCUUUCCGGGAAGAGCAGAUGAAGAAUCAAUAUGACCUACCCGAGCAUUUCUUCCAGGAGCCUCCGGCGGAACUCCCUAGUAUACUGGCACGGCUGCCGGAAUCUACGAACCUAAACGAGACGACCAAUGCUACAUCUAGCUCUUCCCAAACACCGUUCCAACUGACACCCCGGCCCGCUCCAACGGCCCCCAAGAGGUUCCAGAUCAAGACUUGUGCUGGGAAGACCCAUAAUGUCCCGCAAAGGAAGACCCAGGCGCCAGUCUCAUACCAGCAAAUGAUCGCCAGUCGGUCUGAGACAGAACCUGGAAAAGCGAAGAAGAGCUAUUACGGUAUCGACAUCCAUCAGUUGUUGGACGAUGCCGCCAACGACGAAAAGCCUAAGACCACAGUCCCUCAAAUCCCAGUCCAGCAAACCAUCGAAGCGACCAAUAAAUACCGUGCUCGUAAGUUUACCGAUCUCAUCGGAGAUGAACGCACCCAUCGAUCAGUCCUACGCUGGCUUAAGGGGUGGGAGUCAAUUGUGUUCCCUGGUCUAGCCAAGUCUCGAGCGAAAAAACCUACCCGGGAUGAUGAGGAAGAGUAUAUCCAUCGAAAGGUUCUUUUAUUGAGUGGCCCUCCUGGACUGGGAAAGACGACAUUAGCGCAUGUAUGUGCCAGACAGGCUGGCUUCGAAGUACUUGAAAUCAACGCAAGUGAUGACCGCAGCAGGGAUGUGGUCAAAGGCCGCAUUCGUGAUGCGCUGGGAACCGAGAACGUCAAAGGCAUGAACGUGGAGGUUGGUGAGAAAAAGGUCCGCCGUGCCGGUAAACCUGUAUGUGUCGUGGUGGACGAAGUCGAUGGUGUAACUGGUGGUUCUGGAAGUGGUGGUGAGGGCGGUUUCAUGAAGGCCCUCAUUGACCUUGUUUUGCUUGAUCAACGGAACGCGAAGUCGUCUUCGGAGGGUAACAAUGGCAAGAAGCGCAAGGGCGACAACUUCAGAUUCAUGCGGCCGUUGAUUUUGGUUUGCAAUGACCUCUAUCAUAGUAGUCUCCGACCUCUCAGAGCAUCGUCGAUUGCAGAGAUGAUCAGUGUCCGCCAAGCACCAUUGGAGAAUGUUGUUCAACGAGUCAAGGCUAUAUUUGGCCGCGAAGGCAUCCCCUGUGACAGUGAUGGGGCUCGAAGACUCUGCGAAGCAGCCUGGGGUAUGGCGAGCAAAAGGAAUCGCAAUGCCAAAACCCAAGGGUCUUCUGAGGGCGAUAUUCGUAGCGUGCUUGUUGCCGCAGAAUUUGUCGCGCACAAACUUCGAAAUGAGUCGUUGCCAUCCUCGCUCAGAUUGACGAGGAAUUGGCUGGAGAACCGAGUUCUCAAUGCGUCGGCUGAGGGUAGCGCGUUCUUCAAGGAGUUAAGUCGUGGGGGUGUUCGUGAGAUUGUGAACCGUGUGUUCACAGAGGGAGCUGGCUUCUCAGAUACUCCUGUUGGCAUGACUUUCCAAGAUCCCUUUGAUACCACGAACAGCCGUAUUCCCGUCGGCGUGGCAGACCUGCGCAAGCGACACGCCAUCAACCGAUUGAGGGAAAUGGUCGAUUCCAGCGGUGAUCAUGACCGCUGUGUAUCAGACUGCUUUGCUUCAUAUCCCAUCCAGCAGUAUCAGGAUGAUAAUUAUUUCUCCAAACCAAACGCCGCCCAUGACUGGCUUCAUUUCCAUGAUUCUAUCAGCUCUAAAGUCCACUCAUCUCAAGAAUGGGAACUGAUUCCAUACCUUAGUCAGUCGGUUGUUGCAUUCCACCAUCUGUUCGCUACGGCUACUGGCAGAACCACCGAGGAUGACAAGAACGAUGAUGAAGAAGAACUCGAAGAGCCCCAUCCUUUCUCAGGGCCCAAAGCCGACUUUGCUGCCUUCGAAGCACAAAAGCAGAACCGUGCGGCCAUGACUGCAUUCCACGCCUCCCUUUCGGCACCUAUGGCUCGCCUUUUCCGGUCAAAUGAAAGUAUUAUCAUAGAUCUGGUGCCUUACUUGAUUCGCAUGCUGUCACCAGAUGUCAAACCGGUCAUCAUCCGCGGAAACGGAGACCAGAGAAGCACCGCCACCGUCCGCAAAGAGACCGAACGUGCCCUCGUUCAGUCUACCGUGCGUGUCAUGACCGGAAUGGGUGUGACAUUUGAAAGAGUCCGAGUGGAACAUGAAGGAAGCCAUGGUGGAUGGGCAUACCGAAUGGAACCACCAAUCGACUCACUUGUGGUCUUCUCGAAGAUCAAAGGUAGUACCAUCGAAGCUUCGGGUGGCACGGCGCCGGUGCGGUAUGCCGUCCGCCAGGUGCUAGACCAAGAGUAUCGCAAGGCGACGACGCGCAAGCAGUCUGAUAUCAUAGGCGCAUCUGAACUCGGUACCAAGGGUGCCAGGAAUUCCGCAGAUACGGCCGCGGCCAAGAUCAUAAAGGAUGCGGCUGUCAAACGUGACUUCUUUGGUCGGCAGGUUGAGCAGCCUGCGCCACAACCUAAUGAUCCAAACAAUCCAGAUGCCUGGGCUGAUGAGUCGUCUAAGGCUGGACGGAAAGUCUGGGUUACUUUCCACGAAGGCUUCUCGAAUGCGGUCCGGAAACCGAUAUCGAUGGGAGAGUUGAUGGCUGGGUUUCUCUUCUUCUCAAUACUCGCGGCAUUCUUUUCGAAAUCAGAGUCCGAAGACUUCGAGCCGAGCGAGUACCAUUUGGGGCUCUUGAUUGAUGCGUCGCGUGUGUUGAGAGUUGUGGCAGUGGAGACGGUGGAGUGUGUCGAGGCUGCGCUCGAUGUGGUCUUUGAAGAGGAGUUGGAGGAGUUGGAGAACAUUUUGGAUAGUGUUUGGUGUUUUUUCGAGGGAUUUUGCGAGGAGGAUGUCGCUUUUUGA